This is a messenger RNA of Auxenochlorella protothecoides, 1572 nucleotides long. RefSeq names its product 6-phosphofructokinase 5, chloroplastic. Gene Ontology annotation, molecular function: 6-phosphofructokinase activity. Gene Ontology annotation, cellular component: cytoplasm. The record is from RefSeq and is a predicted model, not a curated record. The transcript has 4 exons. Gene Ontology annotation, biological process: fructose 6-phosphate metabolic process; glycolytic process. The coding region runs from base 1 to 1572 and encodes 523 amino acids. NCBI's taxonomy places the organism in Eukaryota, Viridiplantae, Chlorophyta, Trebouxiophyceae, Chlorellales, Chlorellaceae.
AUGGCAGGCGCUGCCACCCAUCGCUCCCACGGCGAGAACCCUGCAUCGGAAGCAUCCCAGCCCGAGGCUUCCACGCAGCGGGACCUUGCGGCCUCCGAGGGCGCAACCCGUGCUAGCGCCCCCCUCAAGUCCAACCCCAGCAUCCCCGUCACUGUCCGGUCGGAUGGCCUGCAGUAUCUUGAGGUGAAGGACCUGCGCUCUGUGCUGAAGCCACGCAAGUCCCCCUUCUGCGCCACCAACAAUGCCGGCGCCGGUUUUGUGGGCGACACCGACCUGGUGCGCAUCGGCAUCAUGGAGUAUGAGUCCAGCCACUCCUCCGGCGCGCAGGGCUCAGGCCUCUACGACGCGGCGGACAACAGCUGGGUGGACAUCCCGCCCUACGCCAUCCGCUCCGGCCCGCGCGAGUCCAUCUACCACGACCCCAAGCAGGUCACUGCGGCGCUCGUCACCUGCGGCGGGCUCUGCCCCGGGCUGAACGACGUGGUGCAGAACAUCGUCUACACGCUGGAGGACCACGGCGUGCCGGAGGACCAGAUCUUCGGCAUCCGCUUCGGCCUGCGCGGCUUCCUGGACCGGCACACCAAGCCCAUCAUGCUCAGCCGCGCGGCGGUGGAGGGCAUCCAGCUCAAGGGGGGCACGGUGCUGGGCACCUCGCGUGGCAACGCCAAGAUGCACGAGAUCGUGGACCGGCUGCGCCUGUGGGGUGUGAACAUGCUGUUCGUCAUCGGCGGCAACGGCGGCAACGCCGCCGCGCACGCCAUUGCGCGCGAGUGCGAGCGCCAGGGCGUCGUCUGCAACGUCGUGGGCGUGCCCAAGUCCAUCGACAACGACAUCCAGCUCAUCGACCGCUGCUUCGGCUUCGACACCGCGGUGGAGGAGGCGCAGCGCUCCCUCAUCUGCGCGCGCACCGAGGCGCGCUCCGCCUCGGGCAUCUCCAUCGUCAAGCUGAUGGGCCGCUCCUCGGGCUUCAUCUCCCUCAAUGCCUCCAUGGCCUCGGGCGUGGUGGAUGUCUGCCUCAUCCCGGAGAUCCCCUUCUCCGUCCCGCGCCUCGUGGCGCACGUGCAGACCAUCCUGGCGGCCAAGGACUACUGCGUCAUUUGCGUGGCGGAAGGCGCGGGGCAAGACGUGGUGCAGGAGGGCGGGGCGGGGGGCACCGACGCCUCGGGCAACCCCAUCCUCAAGGACAUCGGCACCUUCCUCCGCGACCGCUUCGAGGAGGCCAUCGAGGCGAGCCAGGGGGGGGCCAAAGGGGACGGAGAUGGGGCUGCGAUCCAUUCAGGAGGAAACCCUGACCCCCUCCCACAGGGCAUCGAUGUGCGGUACAUCGACCCCUCCUACAUGAUCCGCUCCAUCCCCACCAUCACCACCGACCGCAUCUACUGCAAGGUGCUGAGCCAGGGGGCCGUGCACGGUGCCUUUGCCGGCUACACCGACUUCACGGUGGGCCUGGUCAACACCCACUACGUCUACCUGCCCACGACCACCAUCAUCCAGUCGGCGCGCACCGUGGACCCCGCCGGGCGCCAGUGGAACCGGCUGAAGACGGCCAUCAACCAGCCGGACCUGGCGUGA